Planococcus citri (citrus mealybug) is the source of this 714-nucleotide messenger RNA. RefSeq names its product zinc metalloproteinase nas-13-like. Lineage: Eukaryota; Metazoa; Arthropoda; Insecta; Hemiptera; Pseudococcidae. The record is from RefSeq and is a predicted model, not a curated record. Gene Ontology annotation, biological process: proteolysis. Bases 1 to 714 code for a protein of 237 amino acids. Gene Ontology annotation, molecular function: zinc ion binding; metalloendopeptidase activity. The transcript has 6 exons.
AUGUCUGAAAUCGGUGAAGUUGUUACCCCAGUCGAACACGGUCAGAAUUUAAUCUUCAGAGAUUUAGAACAAUUCAAGACUGGACUGGGAAUUGUGCAUCAUCGAGUUCCUAGAGGAGUGAUAUGGGAUCAAAGUAAAAGGUGGCCUAGUCCCAUCAUUCCUUACGAAAUCAGCUCACAUAUGAGCGAUGUAAUGAAUCGAAAGAUCAAGAAAACAAUGGAAUAUAUGGAAAGCAAAACAUGUUUAAAAUUUAAGCAAAGAGCGAGAAAAAAAGUGGAUUACAUAUUCUUUCAAGAUGAUGAGUCUGGCUGUUACUCGAAGCUUGGUAGACAAGGAAGCAAACAAAUCGUAAAUCUCAAAAUUCCAGGCUGCGAUGAUGAGUCAACCAUACAGCACGAAAUCAUGCACGCUUUAGGAUUCGAUCAUGAGCACCAAAGAAUAGAUCGAGAUGAAUACAUACGAGUUCGUUUUAACAACAUAGAAGAAGAAGCAGAAGAUCAGUUCGAAAAAGAAGAAUCAGAUACCAUGGGACUACCAUACGAUUUUUACAGUGUGAUGCAUUAUAGUUCAGAUUUGGGCUCCAAAAACCAUAAUGAACCCGUUUUGGUGCCAAAGGUGAUCGGUAUUGGUUUGAUAGGGGAUAACGAACUUGAUGAAUUGGAUAUAAAAAAAAUUAACAUGUUAUUCAACUGUACGAAGCAUGAAGAGAAAUAG